Exophiala spinifera is the source of this 1722-nucleotide messenger RNA. Its product is annotated as asparagine-tRNA ligase. Gene Ontology annotation, cellular component: cytoplasm. Gene Ontology annotation, molecular function: nucleic acid binding; ATP binding; asparagine-tRNA ligase activity. NCBI's taxonomy places the organism in Eukaryota, Fungi, Ascomycota, Eurotiomycetes, Chaetothyriales, Herpotrichiellaceae. Gene Ontology annotation, biological process: asparaginyl-tRNA aminoacylation. The record is from RefSeq and is a predicted model, not a curated record. The transcript has 2 exons. Bases 1 to 1722 code for a protein of 573 amino acids.
AUGUCACUUCCGCCAGUCUACAUUGACGAGGACAUCGGUCACGAUGACGACACCGCGGUUGGCACCGACGGGGCACCCUACAAGACUCUCGCUCAUGCCAUGAUACAACAUCCACCAACCACAGCAUCAUAUCUGACUCGAAAGUCGAAAACUGGCGCUGUUGGCGAGGACGGAGAUGAGAGCGCACGCCUCGAAUGGAAGGCACCCACUAAAUCUGCCAUCAAGAAAGCGACGGGUCUUUUCGAGAACUACAAGAAAAAGCAGGCCAAAGCGGCCGAACUUGCCAUUCGCGAAAACGCCGAAGCAGUAAAACGCCAGCAAACGCUCGAAGAAGCCAAGAAGAUCGUCAUCAAAGAAGAUGCCAGCCUUCCCAAACCAAUUCGCAUUCGCCUCGACGACACUGAUGAGUCCAAACUCAAGCUCGGCACGGCGGACAGCAAGGGCACCCGCGUCCGUGUGCUAGGCCGCGUACACCACCUCCGCUCCCAGAAAGAUGUCAUGUUCGUCACGCUGAAAGACGGGUAUGGUCAAAUGCAGUGCGUCUUCACCGGGGACCUGAUCCGCACGUACGCCGCAUUGACUCUCACGCUCGAAACGUCUCUUGCCAUCCACGGCGAGCUACGCUCCCUCCCGCCCAAAGCGCACGCUCCUCUCGACCGCGAACUCCACGCCGACUUCUUCACCGUGAUCGGUGCGGCCGUCGGCGAGAAAGAAGCCAUCACCAACAAGGUCCAGGCCGAAGGCGACCCCCAAACGCUUCUCGACAACCGCCACCUCGUGCUCCGCGGCGACAACGCGUCGGCCAUCAUGAAAGUGCGCGCCGCCGUGACCCGUGCCUUCCGACAGGUGUAUCAAGAAGAUCGAAUCACUGAAGUAACGCCGCCGUCGAUGGUGCAGACCCAAGUCGAAGGCGGCGCCACUCUCUUCCAGUUCGACUACUACGGCGAGCCGGCGUACCUGACGCAGUCGUCACAGCUCUACCUCGAAACCUGCAUUCCUUCUCUCGGCGACGUCUUCUGCAUCUGCCCGUCCUUCCGUGCCGAAAAGUCGCUCACCCGCCGCCACCUGUCCGAGUACAUGCACAUUGAAGGCGAGCUGGACUUCAUCACCUUUGACGACCUGCUCAACCACCUCGAGCACAUCAUCUGCCGAGUCAUCGAGAUCACGCUGGCCGACCCGAUCAUCGCCGGCUACGUGCGCGACCUGAACCCCAACUUCACGCCACCGUCGCGGCCGUUCCGCCGCAUGAAGUACGCCGAGGCCAUCGAGUGGCUCAUCCAGCACGACAUCCCCAACGAGGAUGGCGAGCCGCACAAGUUCGGAGACGACAUCGCCGAGGCCGCCGAGCGCAAGAUGACCGACGAACUCAACGUGCCCAUCUUCCUGACCCACUUCCCCGUCGAGAUCAAGGCCUUUUACAUGAAGAAGGACCCCGAGGACCUCAGAGUCACCGAGAGCGUCGACGUGCUCAUGCCCGGCGUCGGCGAGAUCGUCGGCGGCAGCAUGCGUGAAGACAGCUACGAGGAACUCAUGGCCGCCUACAAACGCGUCGGCAUCGAUCCAACCCCGUACUACUGGUACACGGAUCAGAGAAGAUAUGGCACAUCUCCACACGGCGGCUAUGGACUUGGUCUCGAGCGAUUCUUGGCCUGGAUGUGUGGUCGGUGGACAGUGAGGGAGUGUGCUUUGUAUCCUCGCUUCGCGUACCGGUGUACACCGUGA